GCGUCAUCAUAGAGCGACGCGCAUUUCUUCAAGGUGGAUUGUAAACAUACUGUUAGAUUUUAAACACAAUUUUCUUGUAACUAUACAAUUCAGAAAGAUAUUAUAUUCCUCUUCUAGAAUCUGUUAAUAUUCUGCUGUGGGAUUGGAUUUUGUCAGAGAGAAUGUGUGGAUAAAUUUGGGAAAAUCGCGACAUUCUCUUCAGUGUGCUGACAGCAUGACUACUCUUACCAGACAGGAUCUCAAUUUUGGACAAGUGGUAGCUGACAUCCUGUGUGAGUUCCUGGAGGUGGCCAUUCACUUAAUCCUGUAUGUCCGGGAGGUGUACCCCACAGGGAUUUUUCAGAAGAGAAAAAAGUACAAUGUUCCUGUGCAAAUGUCAUGUCAUCCUGAGCUGAACCAGUAUAUACAGGACACCUUGCAUUGCAUCAAACCAUUAAUUGAAAAGAAUGAUGCAGAGAAAGUUGUUGUCGUCAUUAUGGACAAAGAGCACCAUCCAGUGGAGAGAUUUGUGUUUGAAAUUUCACAGCCCCCACUGCUUUCCAUCAGCUCAGAUACUUUGCUUUCUCAUGUGGAGCAGUUGCUGAGAGCAGUCAUCCUAAAAAUCAGCGUAUGUGAUGCGGUGCUUGACAACAAUCCUCCAGGAUGCACAUUUACAGUGCUGGUGCACACCAGAGAAGCUGCCAUCCGCAAUAUGGAAAAAAUUCAAGUUAUUAAGGAUUUCCCGUGGAUAGUUGCUGAUGAACAGGAAGUGCACAUGCGGGAGCCCAGACUUAUACCUCUGAAAACUAUGACAUCCGAUAUUGUUAAAAUGCAGCUGUAUGUAGAGGAAAGGGCACAGAAAACUUCAUGAAUUGUACAGGGGAUACAGAGUGUGCCAGAUCUGAAACAUACCUGGCAUACUUGUAUAAUGCAGUCAGAGACUGAGGUGCAACUUUAUCUUGACACCCCUGGCCAACAUUGGGCUUUCUUUGAACAUUGCAAAUGCAACUGCAGGCUUGUUUUUCUUCCACAUCUUCAGCACGGAACGUAGCAAGACGUGGAUAUGCAAGAAUGGAUUCAAUUACAUAAUAGAAAGGAUUCAUAAAUAGCCUUAAUGCCUUUGAAUUUGCAUUUACAGUUGUUGCUCAUUUAAUGUCUUAGAGGUAGAAAGCAUUUCAUACAAAUACAAGAGAUCUAAAGUAUUUGAAGCAAUACCUCUGGAAAUGUGAAUGGUGAGGAAAAUGGUUUUAAAAUUAUAUGUAAUUGAUGCAAGGUUAACAUUAACUGUACUGCAGCAUCCUUAAGUAUCAGAUGUUAUUGUAAAAUAGCAGAUUUUAGAGUGUACAUUAUGUAAACAAGACUUUUUUCAUAUCCCAUUAUAAUUUCUGUAAAAUUCAUUUUUACAGUUGUCAAAUUGUCAGGUGGCUUUAAAUUCCAACUAAGAAUGAUUUGGGUAUUUGUCCUUGUGGAUCUGAUAUUUUUGCUUUGUGGCUAGAGAUUCAGUACGAUAUUGAUAAGAGCAUGCUUUGAUACAUUGCCUAGCAUCUUGUGGCUUGAUGGCUCAAUUGUUUAGAAGUCUCGUUUUGAUACCAGUAAUAUCUGCCUGAAAAAAAUGACAACUGGUUGGCUUUGCUAUAUAUACAGUAUGAGUGCACAUUAUUUCACUGUAGAAGUAAAUUUUGGAUAACUGUUCAGUACUGAAAUUUAAAAAGCAAUUUCAAUGCAAAUGAAUGACAAUGUUAGAAUAUAUGUGUGUCUUGGUGCUUUGGGGGUGGAUGGGGUGUAACAGUGUCAUAUUGCCUUAAAGAGAUUAUUCAUUCUGCUUUGGAAAAUGGGAGAUAAGGUGUGGAUUUGACCUCUUAACUUUUCCAGGCAGCAGACAAUCUUGUCCUUUUUUUCCCCACAGAACAGUUUGCUGUUCCAUAGGACUCUAAUCAGACAAUUCAGAUAAUUUUGUUGAAACAAAAUUUGAAGCCAUCUUUGCAUGUAACAGAGAUCUCAUUGUCGUACCAUGUAGGAGUGUAGCUUUGCUGGAAUGUUUAGGACCUCUCAAGGUCCUUGGGAUCUUCUGGCACUGUAAGUUCUAUUGGCUUUAUGUACAAUGGAUGCUUUAUAUUUGCUCUAAAUAGACUGUAGACUGCAGCAGUCAACCCUUUCUUUUUGGCAACUGGAACAGAAACAAUUUUCCGAGAAGAAUUUCCUCAUAUUUCAUCAAAUCUUACUGGUACAGGACAAACACCUCCAUCCAAGGUGGUGUAAAAUUGUAAAUGUGGACUAUAUCAAUUUAAUAAAUAUGGUUUUUAAAUCUUAA
Lepisosteus oculatus (spotted gar) is the source of this 2290-nucleotide messenger RNA. RefSeq names its product mitotic arrest deficient 2 like 2 (gene mad2l2). The record is from RefSeq and is a predicted model, not a curated record. Lineage: Eukaryota; Metazoa; Chordata; Actinopteri; Semionotiformes; Lepisosteidae. Gene Ontology annotation, cellular component: zeta DNA polymerase complex.